Messenger RNA from Wasmannia auropunctata (little fire ant), 5518 nucleotides. RefSeq names its product cytospin-B. Bases 29 to 4336 code for a protein of 1435 amino acids. Gene Ontology annotation, biological process: actin cytoskeleton organization. Gene Ontology annotation, molecular function: protein binding. NCBI's taxonomy places the organism in Eukaryota, Metazoa, Arthropoda, Insecta, Hymenoptera, Formicidae. Gene Ontology annotation, cellular component: filamentous actin; microtubule organizing center. The transcript has 10 exons. The record is from RefSeq and is a predicted model, not a curated record.
GGGAGGCCGUCGAGCGAGCGGAUCCGAUAUGAAAAAGCGUUGCUUCUCGUCGCCCACGGAGCAGCAUAGUCUGGAGCUAGAGCGUCUUACCGAGGAGAACGAGGCCCUUCGCGCUCGUCUCAGGGACGUGGCGCAUUCCCCGCUGUCAGAUUCGGAGAAGCAGCAGCUGCUGCUGGAUGCCUCGCGGCUCCACAACUCUGCGCCAGCCUCCAUCGCCAUCCCCCAGGAUGACGGUUCUGGGCACAACACCAGUACGCCUCAGGAAGGGGCCCAGUGCACCACGCCGGACUGGGACAAGCACUCGUCCAGCUCGAUGUCCGAGGUUUCGGUUGCGUGCUUGCAGGACAGGAUCCUACAAAUGGAGGAAACGCAUUAUUCCACGAACGAAGAGUUGCAGGCGACCAUUCAGGAAUUGAGCGACUUGCAGGCACAACUGACGGAAUUGCAAGCGGAUAAUGAAAGGCUAACCGAGGAGAAGGGCGUACUUUUGGAGUCAUUGUGCCGUCAGACGGAGAAGCUGGAAGACUCUCGUUCCAAGGUUGACACCUUGCAAGGGCUACUUUUAAGGGAGGAACAGCCGCAGGAGGCGUCCAAGGGUUAUAAUACAGAAAGGGAACAGAAGCUUGUAGACCUCCUGAAAAGUGCGCAAGAGGAACGAGAGACUCUACUUCAAAAGCAGGAAGAGCUGACGAGCGAGCUGAAGAAUCUGAGAGCGACCGCCGACGCGGGUGCGGCAGAGACCGAGCGUCUGACGAAAUGCGUCGAGUUGCUGGAGGCGUCGAUGGACGCGAUGAACGUCGAGCGAAAGCAGUUGGACAUGGAGCUGGCGGAAGCCAGGCAGGAGGGCGCGAAUCGCAGUAUAGAGAUCAGUAGAUUGGCGACUCUGUUGGAGAACGCGCGGGCGAAGAUCGAGGAGCUGGAGCAGUCGAGGCAGCUGGAGAACAAGAGCGAGGCCGACGAGCUGUUGGACGCGGCCAGAAGAGAGAAGGACACGCUCGAGACGCAGGCGGCGGCGUUGCAGGAACAGUUGGCACGUUCGCAUUGCGAUCACGAUCGAUUACGGGAUCAGUACUCGCAGCUUCAGGAAGAAUAUAAAGUUGCUCGAAACAACGCGAAGUCCGCCAUAGACGAUUUGGAGUACAGGCUGAAUCAGCUGAAGGACGAGCGACUGUCUGUGAGCACGGAACUGCAGCUCGUUCGGGACUCUCUGGCGGAAUUGCAGACGCAAUGUCAACGGCACCUGGAGGAUAAACGGGAGCUGAAAGCCGCGUUGAGCGAGGCGCAGCGGAGGGAACGCGAGGCGCAGACGCGCCAGUACGAGCUGGAGCGCGCGCUGGCCGACGAGCGUAAGCUGAGGCAGGAGGAGAGCGCGGAGUGGGAGCAAUUCCAGACGGAUCUGCUGAUGACCGUGCGAGUGGCCAACGACUUCAAGACCGAGGCCCAGAGCGAGCUGGAGCGCGUGGUCAUGGAGAACAAGGCGCAGAGAGAUAAGCUGAGAGCGCUGGAGGCACAGCUCGAUAAACUUAACAAAGAUAGCACUGUAGUGAGUUGCAAGACGCUCGAUGUCGCUAACGGGAAUAAAGAGAGAAUGGCGAGCGUUUUGCUAAAGCGUGGUCGGAUGAUUCUAAAGAAGCGUUACGACGCGAGAAAGCACGCGUUGCGAAAUAGCUUGUUCAAAGCGACGAUGAGCGGCAGGGAGUCGAAUAAAGCGAGGCUCGAGGACGAGGCCGAUACCGCGAAUCGAAACGGACUACUCGGUUUGCCGAAUAACGACCUGGUGGCUACCACGGCGGCGGGCGCGCCGGCACUCAAGGAGGCUGUCAAAUUGGAGGACAAAUUGAUUUCCGGCGAGGAGAUUGAAUUCUGUCCCGCGUAUCCCAUCGACGGCCAGCAUGCCGAGUGCGUCACAAACGGAGCGGUCGAGCGUCCGGCGAACGAGAAUUCGGGACCGUCAACGGUCCCGAAGAACGACUCGUUCAAGUUCUACUUGAACAACUUCGAAUCGAAUGCGACUCACAAUCCGUCCGACAAAUCGCCAAUAAUCGCGGAAGAUUAUCCGAAACUGUACAUCACCGUGACGGACACGUCCGAUAAAAAUGCGAUGGCCAAGAGUUCCUUGCUGAAGGGUAUUCGCAGUAUUCAAAACGCCAACGGAGACUCGUACGGCAUUAACAUUUCGAACAGUCGAUUCUUCGUGCCGAAGGACUACAUCUUUUCCGGCGUGGAGACCGCGAUGAACGACCUGAAGUUCGAGGUCGAUCCGGAGAUGGGGAGGCUGUUGCAGAGAAGUUACAGCGGUCCGCAGAUCAGCACGAGUUUGCCCACUCUAGUCAAUAUCGAAGCAAGCUCGUCGUUCUCGGAUAACAGAACAGCAACGGCGGAAACUCUGACCGUGCCGAACGACUCGACGAAACUGCGCGUAGAUCCGGACCUUAGGUAUGUAAAAUCGCUUUCAGAUUCCGUGUGUUUGAAAUUUAAAGAAAGCGAUAAGGCUGAGCAAAGGCAGAGGCUGUUUUCGAAGAGACCUGAAGAGUCAAAAUCGAGCUGCGGGAUAAUUGAUUCUAAUCCGGAUGAGGCGACUUCGAAAUCAAACACGAUCGCAGAUUCACAAAUUAAAAAUUAUGCAGAGUCAUCAGAUAAAUUUGACAAUCGUCGUACGAUGCAUGAAAACGAAGAAAAGUCGCAGGGAACGAGACAUGAGGAUCGUGAAUUUUUUUUGUUAAAAGCGUCUGGCUUAAAAGAUGAAACAGCAGGAGAGACAGCAUGCAAUAAUCAGUUGUGGACAGCAAAGCACGUGAUCAUCGAUAAUGACCAGAUUGCGAUGAAAUCUUCAUAUCUUAAUGCUAUGCCAGGGGAUAGAAAAGUUAUUGACACACCCGAAGAAUCGAAUUUACCAAAUUCAUCUAAUGAAACUAUCGAAAUAAGAUCAAAGAGUUCUACGAGGAAUAUAAAUAUCGAAUAUGAGAAAAUAAAGAGUUCGCAUGAUAUAUUAAGCGCUCCUCUAUUGAGGCGGAAAUCGUAUCCGCUGUUAACGCCCUCGGAAAUCGAGUACAAGUCAAGACAUCACUCGUCGAUUCCAAUCGUUUCAUCGGACACGCCAAGCAGAAUUUUAAAUAUUCAUUCGGGGAGAGAAGCGGAGAUUUCGGAGCCGAUCGCGGAGUCUUCCGUCAAUCAGGAAAAGCAAUUCGGAUCUUCGGCGUGUGACGAACAGUUGCAUGGAUCAAAGCGCUCGAACGCAAGCGAGAGGAAUCGAUUGAAUCGCAUGAGAUUCCUGCAGGGUAGCAUACAGGCAAACGAGAACGAUUCUCAGGAGGUCGAGAGCGCGACGAGCGAGGAGCCCGAGGUGUCGCAAAGUAAUGCGGACUUGGGGUCAUUUCAACCCCCGCCGAUCGGACGGACGUCAUCCUUGAGAGAAAAGUUUGAGACGAUCGAAGAGGACGUGGAAUUGAAGACACUGUCGAAACGGCGCCGGCAUACGAGCGAGUCUUGCGACCCUAAUCAAAAGGUGAUACAACAACCGCCCACGAGGCCGGCCACCACACCGACGGAGACUCAGCAGUCCGUGCUGACGAGCGUGCAACAGGAGAUCGCCGCUCGUAGGAAGGCGAACAUUUCGCGUCAGGACUCGAGGCUUUCCGUAAAGUGUCUGAUCGAGAGCAUCGAAAAUGCCACGAAGCAAGCUAAAGCCGGACCUGGAAGUCGCAGCAGCUCCACAUCGUCUCUGAAUUCUAUUGGCACUACAGAUAUCAUGUCUUUGAAGGCUCCCCUCAGGGACCAGCAGCAAAUCAACAAUUUAAUCUGCACGGCGAAUUCGACAAAUAACAAUAAAACGCAAUCUACAAUCACAAAGAAACCGGUAUCAGAGACGAAGUCAACGCCUGUGGUUUUGAGUCCGGGCGAGCUGUUGGACUCGGCCGCUUUGAACGCCAAGGCGAUCGACUUCGUGCGCCGGAACAGCGUCACCGAUCUGUCGGAGCGCAAGGAUCCCCUGUGCGGAUUAGUCAAGAACGGCGGGUCCAAGCGUAACGCCUUGCUCAAGUGGUGUCAAAACAAAACGAUAGGCUACCGGAAUAUCGACAUAACUAACUUCAGCAGUUCCUGGAACGAUGGCCUGGCGCUGUGCGCGAUUCUGCACUCCUAUCUGCCGCGUAAGGUACCAUACGACACGUUGACGCCGGUCGAAAAGCGGCGGAACUUCUCGAUCGCCUUCUCUGCUGCCGAGAGCGUUGGCAUACCAACUACUUUGAACAUCGGUGAAAUGUGUCAACUCGAGCGACCUGAUUGGCAACAAGUCAUGACGUACGUGACUAGCAUUUACAAGCACUUCGAAACGUAACCAAUCACCGUUCCGUUGGACUGCCUGUCAAAGCGCGGCACGUGCUACUGUUGAAAAGCGCUCGGCGUUGCGAGGCGAGCGUGAAAGAACAAUAGCAUCUAGUCAAGCAAAUCUUACGACGAGAAGAGGAAAGCUAAUGCAGCAAGAAAGAUUCUGAAAACAUUUUUGUCGCAAGGAUCGCUGGAUCACAGCACUGCCUACCUAAUUAUAUUCCCCCUCCCCUCUCUACGUGUUGUAUAUAGUUUCGAAUCGAAGAAACGUACGAGCCGCUCGAGUACAUGCAAAGAGUUCGAUGGAAGACCAAAACACCAAAUGGAAUUGCCGUUACUAUGAGACUGAAAAAAGAAACACAUAUAUAUUUGCAUAUAUAUGGACACGUAACACACACACACGCACACGUAUACGUGGCGUAUGCGCUUUGUAGGGCACGAGCGAAUUUCGGGAAGAGAAUUUUUUGUAUGUCGAAUGAGAAAGAGGAGCUAAAGUAAAGUCGUACGUAAGCUUCGUGAAUUGUAUUGCCUUCUGCAGACGAAAAUAAUCGCGUAUAAACCGCACGCGUGCGCGGUGUUCCUCAAAGGCGCAGCCUGGCGUUACGCGUAAAAGAGUACAUACACACACACACACACAUACACACACACGCAUUGCCUCUGCAUCGUAGUCUUUUGCACCGUUCUUGCAAAGAGUUAAAAGAAAAAUCGGAAAUCGAGUAUUUGCGUUCCUCUCGUACCGAAAUAUUUUUGUACGUGUAUUAUUUUUCGAGAGACUUUUUGUAGAGUUUACAAAAUACGAAUGUACAGAACAAAGCGCCUUAAUUUAAGAGAAUCUAAUUUAUUGCAAUUAGUCGCAUUUAGUGCUCCUACCAAGCCGAGGAGAGAGGUCCGUCCCCUCCCCUACCCUCCCCUGUAUUCCCCGAGAGAAUCGUUUUGCGUUUCUAUUCUUGUUAAGAAAAAAAAGAAAGAAAGAAAGAAAAGAGUUCUGGAAGGAACAAUUAUGUCGAAAGAUUAAGUUCUCUGUGAUAUAGCAAGAUAGCCCCGAGACAGAGAUACAGACGUUAUCGUUAUUGCUACUAUUAUACUAUUAUUCGCUAUUAAUAUCGUCCUCAUCAUCGUUGUUGUACCAUUGUAGACAAUACGAAUAUUGCUGUCUGAUGUAAAACAAUAAACUUGCCUAAUGGAUAUUUAA